Molecule: messenger RNA, 972 nt
Organism: Trametes versicolor FP-101664 SS1
Lineage: Eukaryota; Fungi; Basidiomycota; Agaricomycetes; Polyporales; Polyporaceae
Exons: 5
Coding region: 1-972 (323 amino acids)
Molecular function (GO): acyltransferase activity
Source: RefSeq, a predicted model, not a curated record
AUGCCCCAGGUCCUGUGUGUGGCCCCCCUGAGCGGAGGCUUGGGCGGGAGAGGACAGGACGGGAAGAGAAACCGAAAGGCGCACGUCGAGGGCGAGAGCAGCUGUGAUCCCAAGGCAUCGCGGCGGCAGAGCCGGUCCGCAGAGUGCCCGCCAUGUCAAACGGCGACAGCGGCGGGACCUGUGCAGGUGACGGGCAGCUCCCUCACUUACGAGCGGCUCGGCCGGCGCGACAAUCCGCUCAAGAAACUUACAUCUUUCGAGGAUCCUCUGCACUGCGCGCGAUCUCGACUGCUCACGGACAGCAAGCGGUACGAGACGCGCGCCCGACACUGGUCCCCAAUCCUGCUGCGCUGGAAUUACCUGUCUGAGUGUCGAGGCAUGCACGCGAAGAUGAUGAUACUAACCUCGCGAUGCAAACAUGGCCUGGCGCCUAAAUCCUGGGCCGGUACCGAGUCCAACCAGCCUCGCGAGAUCCCGGAGUCCGCGCCCACACCCCCCACCGAGUUCCACGUCCCGAAGACCUCGCGCCGGCUAUUCCCCUCGGUGCUGCGACUUAUCCAGGAGCACCACAUCUCUGGGGACGCCGUCGAGAAAAUCACGGGUACCGGUGUGCGCGGGAUGCUUACCAAGGGCGAUGUUCUGACGCACCUUGGCCUGGCGUCCUCGCCAACGGGUACGUACCGCGAGACCCCCGCGCCCGACGUCAAGACGGACAAGAAGGUCGAGAAGAAGGAGGAUGUCGCGCCGCUGGAUGGUGCUUCUAUCCGCAGACUGAUCGUCGGCAGCAUGCUCGAGGCGUCGACGAAGGCGCGCGCCGCAGCAGAAUCCGACUGUGCAGUCCCGAAGGUGGAGGCCGACUUCGACUCGGUCAUUGCGGACUACUUGCCCCCGUCGAAGCCGAAACCGGUCACCCCCGUCCCGGCUUUGACUUCGACGCCCAAAAGUGUCUCCUUCAUAGAUGGGUUGAUCUAA